ACCAAGCCAAGAUGGCCAAAUCAUAUAUUCCGAUCAUAUUGCACUCAUUCCAUAUUUUCAUCCAGGCACCUUUUCUGCCCCCGUCCCUCCCCCAACGUGCGAGCGCGCGCAAUGAUUUGGUCACCUGACAGUAUUAUGAUCAGCUGUUACCAAUAUACAUCUCUAGCUCUAUGGCUGUUCCACAGCUCUCGGUUAUCGGUAAACAUAUUCUCUGCGAGUUGAUUUUGGUAUUCGUUCAUGCGGAAAGGUUUAUCCAUGGUUUCGUUCGCAAACAACCGCAAAUUGUGGACUGGACUGGAGCUUUGUCGUUGUUUUUGGAUGACGGAUCGCAUCACCAAGAGCACAAUGCGCUUAUAAAAAUUUAGAUUAUUUAGAAAAUUUAGAUUAUUAUUGUCUACGUGUCGUAGACAUUCUCUCAGUCUCAGGGCUAUAUUGCCUUAUUGGUCAUCGUGUGGCUAUCGGCUAUACCGUAUAUUCUUGCCAGGCUUGUGUCAUCUCGCUGUAGUUUCGGGUUUGAAACUGGGCCAACGCCAACGGUCGGUGCAUCUUCCAUGUCUUCGCUGGGAAGCUGUUUUGGAAUCCUAAGACUUGGACAGUGAAUUAGCUCUCAUCCAAUCUUGUAUCAUCUUUCUGAAAUACCUAUUUUGAUCAUAUUGAUCUGGAUUGUGUAAUCAUAAAAUACUCAGUGACAGCGUACAGUUGUAAUUUUUGUUUCAAACUCAGCAAUUUUUUUGACACUGACAGCUUUGUCGAGCCUCUGUUGUUUAAUGUUGUUAGAGUGAAGUAAAGUUGGAAUGAUGGCAUUUUUCAACAGACUGAGUCAAAGCGCAAGGAAUGUUGCUGGAACGAGCAUCAGGGUAUCAACCCCAGUUCGUCACAAGGCCUCGGCCAGUGCUGCUGCACCUAAGCUGAUCCCUGAUGAAUAUGACGAGCCUCUCAUCAAAACCCAGGUUCCCGGGCCAAAGACACAGGAACUCCUGCAAAGAAUGGACAACAUUACAAAGAACACAGGAACUAUCCAGCUAUUUGCAGACUACAAAGCAAGCAAGGGGAAUUUUUUAGUAGAUGUUGAUGGCAAUCGCUACCUGGACUGCUUCAAUCAAAUCUCAUCCGUUCCUCUUGGGUACAACCAUCCAGCUCUUCUACAAGCUGUAUCAAAUCCAGAUCUCGCUACGUCAAUGAUAAACCGGUCAGCCCUUGGAGUCUUUCCACCCGGGGAAUAUCCUGGACGGAUGGAGGAAGCUCUGCUAUCUAUCGCACCCAAGGGUUUAGAAUGCGUUCAGACGAUGAUGUGCGGAUCGUGCUCAAAUGAGAACGCGCUCAAACAAACUUUCCUACAAUAUAGGACCAAAGCCAGAGGAGGAGCAAUGCCAACACAGGAGGAAUAUGAUUCAGCCAUGCAUAAUCAGUUACCAGGUGCGCCAGAUCUGUCAAUUUUGUCAUUUAAUGGUGCUUUCCAUGGUAGAACUAUUGGGAUGCUGUCUUUGACCCACUCUAAACCAAUCCACAAGGUGGACAUUCCAUCCCUUGACUGGCCUGCAUCAGAUUUCCCAGCUCUCAGGUAUCCACUACACCAGUAUGAACAGGAGAACAGGGUAGAGGAGGAUAGAUGCUUGCAGAUGGUGAGAGAUAAGAUCGCGGAGUAUGCAGCUAAAGGUAAACCUGUCGCCGCUUGCAUCGUGGAACCCGUCCAAGCAGAAGGGGGAGAUCACCAUGCUACACCUUACUUCUUCAUUCAACUCCAGAAGAUCCUUAAAGAGGCUGGAGCAGCAUUUGUGGUGGAUGAAGUGCAGACGGGAGGAGGUAUAGCUGGGACUAUGUGGGCCCAUGAGCAGUGGAACCUGCCAGAGGCACCUGACGUUGUCACGUUUGCCAAGAAACUCAUCACAGGGGGCUACUACUACAAGCCAGAGUUUGCUCCUAAGCUGGCGUACCAGGUGUUCAAUACUUGGAUGGGGGAGCCAACCAAGUUGAUAAUGCUUGAAGCGAUCGUUGACACCAUCAAGAAGGACAAUCUCCUGGAAGUGGUCCAGAACUCUGGCAAGAUCAUCUUGAGUGGACUGGAGGAGCUGCAGGCCAAGUACCCUCAGUUCCUGUCCAGGGCGAGAGGGAUGGGCACCUUUAUUGCUGUUGACAUCUCAUCUCCGGAGACUGCAGGUGAUAUCGUAACCAGAGGAAGGAAAGCAGGUUUUAUCUUGGGUACCUGUGGGAAGCAGUCUCUUCGUCUACGCCCCGCCCUCAUCUUCCAGUCUCAGCACGCCGAGAUGCUACUGGACGAACUAGAUCACAUCCUGUCCGAGCUAUAGAAUGGUCUGAUGUGAACAUCAUCUGCGUAAAAACAGGGAUUGGGGAUAAAUUUUUAAAAAGGCCAAAGAGGAGAAAUUUUAUUUAUGCUCUUGAUGACGUCUUGUUAAAGAUGUUUCUGAUGUGGACAUCUUUCUGUACCAAACCAAGGAUUUGGGGUAGGGUUAGAGAAAAGGGCAAAGAUGAGAGAUGUAACAUAUCCUUUCAGAUCUGUAGACUAUUCUGGUAGGGACAUCUUCUGUAUCAACCAAGGAUAGGGAUUAAGAAAGGUGCAAAGAUGGGAGAUGUAACAGAUCCUGUCAGAAACAUAGAUGAUUCUAAUGUGAACAUAUUCUGUAUCAAAACAAGGCUUG
This is a messenger RNA of Lytechinus variegatus (green sea urchin), 2657 nucleotides long. It is a transcript of the gene abat, whose product is annotated as 4-aminobutyrate aminotransferase, mitochondrial-like. Gene Ontology annotation, biological process: GABA catabolic process. The record is from RefSeq and is a predicted model, not a curated record. The transcript has 15 exons. Gene Ontology annotation, cellular component: mitochondrion. NCBI's taxonomy places the organism in Eukaryota, Metazoa, Echinodermata, Echinoidea, Temnopleuroida, Toxopneustidae. Gene Ontology annotation, molecular function: pyridoxal phosphate binding. Bases 795 to 2306 code for a protein of 503 amino acids.